Molecule: messenger RNA, 2337 nt
Organism: Leguminivora glycinivorella
Lineage: Eukaryota; Metazoa; Arthropoda; Insecta; Lepidoptera; Tortricidae
Product: neuroendocrine convertase 1-like
Exons: 15
Coding region: 34-2337 (767 amino acids)
Biological process (GO): protein processing
Cellular component (GO): trans-Golgi network; Golgi membrane
Molecular function (GO): serine-type endopeptidase activity
Source: RefSeq, a predicted model, not a curated record
CUUAAAAAAAAAGUUCCAAAAUUAAAAAUAAAAAUGUUCCUUUUCCAAAUUUUAUUAGUGGCCAGUAUUUUAAGCAGCAUAUUUUCAUACAAUCCCUUUGUUUUUGAGUCAGAGCGACCAGGGGAUCAUGGGUACUACGGAGUACAUGAUGGCUCGAAGGACGAGGUCAUGAAUGAGUGGACAGUAGAAGUGGACGGUGAUGAGGAGGUGGCGCAGCUGAUCGCGCUGGAGUUGGGAUACUUGUAUGGAGGGCCGGUGAUCGGUUUCCCCAACACCUACUCCUUCCUGAAGUACCGCCACAGCAAGCAGCGGCGCACGUACAGCGACUCAUCACUAGCUCUUAUCAAAGACAGAAGGAUAAGAUGGGCAGAACCACUAUUCUCCAAGUCGCGAGUGAAACGCUACCCGACCCCGGAACCAGAUGCGUCUCUAGAGCGAGUGAAAAGGAUAGACAAACAAGAGGAAAAGAGACAGAAGAGGGAGGUCGACAGGCCUCUGUUCAAUGAUGAGUUGUGGGGUGAAGAAUGGUAUUUGCAAGACUUACGCAACAUACGGUCAUUACACCGCCUGGAUCUAAACGUGCUACCCGUGUACGCUAUGGGGUACACCGGCCACGGGGUACGCGUGUCCGUACUCGACGACGGUGUGGAACACAACCACACUGAUCUGCGCGACAACUAUGAUCCCGAAAUCAGUUGGGACUGCAACGAUGGCGACCCGGAUCCGUCUCCGUCUCAGAAAGAUCUUCGUCGCAAUUCGCAUGGCACCAGGUGCGCAGGAGAAAUAGCUAUGACGGCGAAUAACGUGAAAUGCGGCGUGGGCGUGGCCUGGGGGGCAAGAGUGGGCGGGGUCCGGAUGCUCGACGGGCGAAUCACGGAUCGCAUCGAAGGCGAAGGAAUAGGUUACGCCUGGGACAAAGUCGAUAUCUACAGCGCGUCUUGGGGCCCUAAUGACGACGGGCGCACGGUUGAAGGACCGGGCCGUCUCGCAACGCAGGCGUUCAAGCGGGGAGUCACACAGGGUCGCAACGGUAAAGGCGUUAUAUACGUUUGGGCCAACGGAAACGGAGGAAUACAUCGGGAUAAUUGCAACUGUGAUGGCUAUUCUUCAUCAAUCUACACGGUGUCGAUCGGGAGUGCUUCUCAACAUGGCCGGUUUCCUUGGUACGGCGAGAUCUGUUCCUCAACCCUCGCCGUGGCUUACUCUUCAGGAGCUCGCCAGGAUCAGAAAAUAGCAACAACGGAUACAAAUGAUUCGUGCACGCUGGACCAUACCGGCACCUCAGCUGCCGCGCCUCUCGCAGCCGGCAUCAUAGCUCUCGCGUUGGAAGCAAACUCUAAUCUAACUUGGAGAGACGUUCAACAUCUAAUUGCUUGGACUUCAGACUCCAGUACAUUGGCAGGCAACCCCGGAUGGCAAAUCAAUGACGUCGGUCUUCGAUUUGACGUUCGAUUUGGCUUCGGUCUACUUAACGCUGAAGCCCUAGUGUCUAGAGCUCAGAACUGGAUAACGGUUCCUGAGAAACUGACUUGCCACAUACUACCACAAUACAAAAUCAAUAAUAAACUAACAUCAGGGCAACAAGUAAACAUUCAUUUUGACGCCCACCACUGCCCAGUGAACUACGUCGAGCACGUGGAGUUCAUUAUAAACGUUCACUACAGCAAGCGGGGAGCGCUCGAGACGUAUCUGACGUCUGCACGCGGGACGAGGGUACAGCUUUUAAGUGCCCGACCUGAAGACAGCAAUACUGCCUUCUCCAACUGGCCUCUCAUGUCAGUGGCCACCUGGGGAGAGAAUCCUAAAGGCGUGUGGCGUGCUGUUAUAUUAGACGACACGAACAAAGCUAAUGUAGGAGAAGUUGGACAGACGACAUUAAUCAUACACGGAACAAGCGAGACACCAGCUCACAUGAAACAUUUACUUAAAGAUAAUGAAAUUACAAAUGAUGAUGCUUCUAAUAAUGAAAACUUAUUUAAUGAUUUGCUAGAUGUUACAGAGAAUCAUGAUAUUCAUGAUGCUAAAGUGGACUCUGGCACGCCACUAAAACACAUAGUCGUUCAAGAAGCAGAUUAUUUACACGUAAAUGGUGAUAAGUCUAAUAAUGAAAAUAUAUUUAGUUAUUUAAUAGGCGCUGCUCAGGAUCACGAUGUGGACUCUGGCACGCAACUGAUAAAACAUGUUCAAGAUGAUGAUGUUAAAAAUGGUGAUAGAAAUGGAGACUUGUUAAGUCAUUUGCUAGGUGUAGAGAUAGAGGGCCACGAAGAAGUGAAAGUAGACCCAACGCUCCUGACAGCUGUAGGAAGGAACUACUUCGGAUGCAUCACAGGAAAGUAA